Entrophospora candida is the source of this 1593-nucleotide messenger RNA. The record is from the annotation of a GenBank genome assembly. Lineage: Eukaryota; Fungi; Glomeromycota; Glomeromycetes; Entrophosporales; Entrophosporaceae.
UGUGUUUUUGCUACCGAAGUAAUAAACUUGGCUUCUAGUAAUUUUACUGAAUCUAUUUCUGAGGGAACAUGGUUUAUAAAGUUUUUUGUGCCAUGGUGUCCUCAUUGUCAAAAACUUGCUCCAACAUGGACAAAAGUUUGGGAAGAAAAUGAAAGUUAUUUAAUAUCAAAAAAUCUUCAUAUGGCUAAAGUGGAUUGUACACUUGAUGGAGAUCUUUGUAAUAAAAACGACGUAAAAGGAUAUCCAACUUUACAUGUAUUUAAUCAAGGAAAGUUUGUAGAAACAUAUGAUAGUUUACGCGAUUUUGAUUCAUUAACAAGUUUUGUUAAAAAAAUGGCACAAGAAUAUUAUAUAUUAAGCGAAGAUCAAGAUGAUGAUUCAGUGUUGAGUGAUAGUAAUAAUAACGAAUCUGCCAUCAAACCAAAUCCUUUGGGACAAGUAGUAACUCUUAAUGGCAAAAAUUUUGAUAAGUUGAUAAGUUCUGGUACUUGGUUUAUAAAAUAUUAUGCUCCUUGGUGUGGGCAUUGUCAAAAAUUAGCACCAACUUGGGAAGAAUUAGGUCGUAAAUUACAAAAUAAGUUGAAUAUUGGUAAAGUUGAUUGUACUACUAAUGGAGAUCUUUGUGCUAGAUUUAAAGUUAAAGGUUAUCCAACAUUAAAAUUAGUCCAAGGGCCUGAUGAUGUUACUGAUUAUAAAGGUUCAAGAGAAUUAAUUAGUCUUCAAGAUUUUGCUGAAAGUGCUGCUAAAGCUCGAAUUUUCGAAAUUAAUUUAAAGGAUUUUGAAAGGGCUAAAAAAAUGGACGAUGUAUUAUUCUUAUUCCUUUAUAACGAAACAACCCCAGUUAAAGUUUGGUUAUCGCGCUCUUUUUUCACGGUGAAAUUUUAUUCUAGUUCAGAUUCCAAUCUAAUAGCACAACUAGAUGUUGACAGUUUACCAUCAUUAUUAGUGAUAAAAGACGAUUUUAAAAAAAUAUAUCCAAAUAAUUCAAUAGAAGCAUACACGGAUCGACAGUCACUUAAAGCUUGGAUACAAUCAGAAAAAUAUCCAUUGGUACCGGCAAUGGAUUUUGAAAAUUACGAAGAUAUUUUGGGUGGUGAACGAUUGGUUGUUUUAGGAGUUCUUAGACCACUUGAUGGUAAAACAUUUAUUAAAACAAAAAACGACUUGAAAGACAUUGCAAAACUUUAUUAUAAACAAAUUAAACAAAAAGGAGGAUCAGAAGAUGGCAGAGCUGUUAUUUUUGCAUGGAUAGAUGGGAAAAGAUGGUCUGAUUAUAUUUAUGGUGUUUAUGGAUUGACUAAUAACGAUUUACCUACUAUUUUAAUUGCUGAUCCUGCGAAUGAAUUUUUUGAUACAACAAGAACGGGAGAAAAAAUUUCAUUGGCAGAUCAAGAGAAAUUACUUGCAUCUAUUCAUGAUGCCAAGACAGGAUAUUUGGCUGGAAAAACUAUUAUUCAGAAUUCAGUAAUUAAACAUCCAUUCAUUACAUUGAUAAUACUUUUAUUGGCGGCUGGUGGUGUAUAUAAAUAUUGCUUCAAACCACAAAUAAGAGAGGUUAAAGAUUUUGAAAGAGGAUAUGAAAAAGUUGAAUAA